Molecule: messenger RNA, 3773 nt
Organism: Tupaia belangeri chinensis (Chinese tree shrew)
Lineage: Eukaryota; Metazoa; Chordata; Mammalia; Scandentia; Tupaiidae
Gene: ABCB1
Product: ATP binding cassette subfamily B member 1
Exons: 25
Biological process (GO): oligopeptide export from mitochondrion
Cellular component (GO): mitochondrial inner membrane
Molecular function (GO): ATP hydrolysis activity; ABC-type oligopeptide transporter activity; ATP binding
Source: RefSeq, a predicted model, not a curated record
UAAAAAAGAUAAGAAGAAGGAAAAGAAACCAACUGUCAGUGUAUUUGCAAUGUUUCGCUAUUCAAAUUGGCUCGAUAGGCUGUAUAUGGUGGUAGGAACUUUGGCUGCCAUGGCCCAUGGAGCUGCCCUCCCUCUCAUGAUGUUGAUCUUUGGAGAAAUGACGGAUAGCUUCGCAAAUCCGGGGAACUACAGUGAAGGUGGUAGCAACAGUAUACCAUAUGACAACGUAACAUCGUUCUCCAAACUGGAAGAAGAAAUGACCAGAUAUGCCUAUUAUUACAGCGGAAUCGGUGCUGGUGUGCUCGUGGCUGCUUACAUUCAGGUUUCAUUUUGGUGCUUAGCAGCUGGAAGACAAAUAAACAAAAUCAGAAAACAGUUUUUUCAUGCUAUCAUGCGACAGGAAGUAGGCUGGUUUGAUGUGCAUGAUGUUGGAGAGCUCAACACCCGGCUCACAGAUGAUGUCUCCAAAAUUAAUGAAGGAAUUGGUGACAAAAUUGGAAUGUUCUUUCAGUCAAUGGCAACAUUUUUCACCGGUUUCAUAAUAGGAUUUACACGUGGUUGGAAACUAACCCUUGUGAUUUUGGCCAUCAGUCCUGUUCUUGGACUGUCAGCUGCUAUCUGGGCAAAGAUAUUGUCUUCGUUUACUGAUAAAGAACUCUUGGCAUAUGCCAAAGCUGGAGCAGUAGCAGAAGAGGUCUUAGCAGCAAUUAGAACUGUGAUUGCAUUUGGAGGACAAAAGAAAGAACUUGAAAGGUACAAUAACAAUUUAGAAGAAGCUAAAAGAAUUGGGAUUAAAAAAGCUGUCACAGCCAACAUUUCUGUGGGUGCUACUUUCCUGUUGAUCUAUACAUCAUAUGCCCUGGCGUUCUGGUAUGGGACCUCCUUGGUCAUCUCAGGAGAAUAUACGAUUGGGAAAGUCCUCAGUGUCUUCUUUGCUGUGUUAAUUGGAACUUUCAGCAUUGGACAGACAUCUCCAAGCAUUGAAGCAUUUGCGAAUGCAAGAGGAGCAGCCUAUGAAAUUUUCAAGAUAAUUGAUAAUAAGCCAAAUAUUGACAGCUAUUCGAAGAAUGGGCACAAGCCAGAUAAUAUUAAGGGAAAUUUGGAAUUCAGAAAUGUUCACUUCAGUUACCCAUCUCGAAAAGAAGUUAAGAUCUUGAAGGGCCUCAGCCUGAAGGUGCAGAGUGGGCAGACGGUGGCUCUGGUUGGGAACAGCGGCUGUGGGAAAAGCACGACGGUCCAGCUGAUGCAGAGGCUCUAUGACCCCACGGAGGGCGUGGUCAGUAUUGACGGGCAAGACAUUAGGACCAUAAAUGUCAGAUAUCUGCGGGAAAUCACUGGUGUGGUGAGUCAGGAACCUGUGCUGUUUGCCACCACGAUAGCUGAAAACAUUCGCUAUGGCCGUGAAAAUGUCACCAUGGAUGAGAUUGAGAAAGCUGUCAAGGAAGCCAACGCCUAUGACUUUAUCAUGAAACUACCUCACAAAUUUGACACCGUGGUUGGAGAGAGAGGGGCACAGCUGAGUGGAGGACAGAAACAGAGGAUCGCCAUUGCUCGAGCCCUGGUUCGCAACCCCAAGAUCCUGCUGCUGGAUGAGGCCACGUCAGCCUUGGACACAGAGAGUGAAGCAGUGGUUCAGGCGGCUCUGGAUAAGGCUAGGAAAGGCCGGACCACCAUUGUGAUAGCGCAUCGUUUGUCCACAGUGCGUAACGCUGACGUCAUUGCUGGUUUUGAUGAUGGAGUCAUCGUGGAAAAAGGAAGUCAUGAGGAACUGAUGAAAGAGAAAGGCAUUUACUUCAAACUAGUCACCAUGCAGAUGGUGGGAAAUGAAAUCAAAUUAGAAUGUUCGACUGGUGAAUCCAAAAGUGAAACUGAUGCCAUAGAAAUGUCUGCCAAAAAUUCGGGAUCCAGUCUAAGAAGAAGAAGAUCAUCUCACAGGAGUGUCUGUGGAUCACAAAACCAAGACAGAGAGCUUAGCACAAAAGAGGCUGAGGAUGAAAAUGUACCUCCAGUUUCCUUUUGGAGGAUUCUGAAGAUGAAUUUAACUGAAUGGCCUUAUUUUCUGGUUGGGAUAUUUUGUGCCAUUAUAAAUGGAGGCCUACGACCAGCAUUUUCAGUAAUAUUUUCAAGGAUUGUAGGGGUUUUCCUAAGAAAUGAUGAUCUUGAAACGAAACGGCAAAAUAGUAAUAUGUUUUCACUCUUGUUUCUAGUCCUUGGGAUUAUUUCUUUUUUUACUUUUUUCCUUCAGGGCUUCACUUUUGGCAAAGCUGGAGAGAUUCUCACCAAGCGGCUCCGGUACAUGGUUUUCAAGUCCAUGCUGAGACAGGCCAUCGGUUCCAGGCUUGCUGUAAUUACCGAAAAUGUGGCAAAUCUUGGGACAGGAAUUAUUAUAUCCUUAGUCUACGGUUGGCAGUUAACACUUUUACUCUUGGCAAUUGUACCCAUCAUUGCAAUAGCAGGAGUUAUUGAAAUGAAAAUGUUGUCUGGACAAGCACGCAAAGAUAAGCAAGAACUCGAAGGUGCUGGGAAGAUUGCUACUGAAGCAAUAGAAAACUUCCGAACUGUGGUUUCUUUGACGCGAGAGCAGAAGUUUGAAUCUAUGUAUGGACAGGGUUUGCAGAUACCAUACAGAAAUUCUUUGAAGAAAGCACACAUCUUUGGAAUCACAUUCUCCUUCACCCAGGCAGUGAUAUAUUUUUCCUAUGCUGGCUGUUUCCGGUUUGGUGCCUACUUGGUGGCACGUGGUCACAUGAACUUUCAGGAUGUUCUAUUGACAUGUCGUUUUGCCUUGGAGUCUCUGCCUGUUACCACCAAAACACUCCACCUCACUUGGAGUAUUAGUACAUCUUCUCUUCCCAGUGCAGACUGGCACGUUAAGUUUGAAGGAAAUGUGACAUUUAAUGAGGUUGUGUUCAAUUAUCCCUCACGGCCAAAUGUGCCAGUGCUCCAGGGGCUGAGCCUGGAGGUGAAGAAGGGCCAGACGCUGGCCCUGGUGGGCAGCAGUGGCUGUGGGAAGAGCACGGUGGUCCAGCUCCUCGAGCGGUUCUACGACCCCAUAGCCGGGACAGUGAAAAUCGAUGGAGAGGAAAUAAAGAAUCUGAACGUCCAGUGGCUCCGAGCGCAACUUGGAAUUGUGUCGCAGGAGCCCAUCCUGUUUGACUGCAGCAUUGCUGAGAACAUCGCCUACGGAGACAACAGCCGGUUCGUGUCACAGGAAGAGAUUGUGAAGGCAGCCAAAGAGGCCAACAUCCAUUCCUUCAUUGACUCACUGCCUGAUAAAUACAACACCAGAGUAGGGGACAAAGGAACUCAGCUCUCUGGCGGCCAGAAGCAACGCAUCGCCAUCGCUCGUGCCCUGGUUAGACAGCCUCAUAUUUUGCUUCUGGAUGAAGCUACGUCAGCUCUGGAUACUGAAAGUGAGAAGGUUGUCCAAGAAGCCCUGGACAAAGCCAGAGAAGGCCGCACCUGCAUUGUGAUCGCUCACCGCCUGUCCACCAUCCAGAACGCGGACUUGAUAGUGGUGUUUCAGAACGGCAGAAUCAAGGAGCACGGCACACACGAACAGCUGCUGGCGCAGAAGGGCAUCUAUUUUUCAAUGGUCAGUGUCCAGAGUGGAGCCAGGCGCCACUGAACUGUGCCCAUAUGACUAUUAACUAUUUUUAAUAUUUGUGCUUAAAAAAAAGGCAUUUAAUCAAAGUUAAAAAGCAAGCACUUACUGGAUUAUGUAGAGUUAUUUGCUUAACAUUUCCUGUCACAAAUGAAGAUCAUUCCAGUGA